GACAGGUAAGAAGAAGAAGAAGACUAACCUUUAUCUAUGAUUUAACGAAAAUGGCUUUAAUUACGCGAAUUCUUUCCACAGCCAGUAAAAUCUCAUUUUCUAACAACAUAAGACUUUUAUCAACACAAAAGUUUGCAAAUAUAACCCCAUCUUUUUCACAAAUUACCUUCAAUAGCAACAACUGGAUAUACAGGGAAAAUGAUAGGAUACAGGCGCCGAUAAACAAGACCAAAAUCGAUAUACCCAAAGGAUUUAAUUAUAUACAGCCAUUAAUUGAACCAUUGCAAAAUUUAGUGAUCGAAGCGCCUUCAACAGUAAAUUCUGAUGUAACAAUUGAAGCGGCGAGGUUGAUUGUUAUUAGAAGGAAGAAAAUGAAGAAACAUAAGUUGAGGAAGCUGAGGAAACGCAUGAAGUUUGAAUGGGCAAAGGUGAGGCAAAGAAGGGAAAUGAAGAAAGAGAAGUUGUUCCAAGCAGAGUUAAUACAGCAAUGUAAAGAAGCUGAAGCUUUUUCUGCUGAACAAUAUGUCGAAGAUAAGCUAAAUAAACUUAAUGAAAUUGUUAUACCACGGUACUGGAAAGGUAAACGAUUGCCUGAGUUUAUUAUAAGAGAAAAAAUGGGUUUGCCGCCGAAAUAGUAAGUAAUUGUUGAUAUUUGUGUAAAGGAUAAUAAAAAGUUGUUUUUA
Messenger RNA from Brassicogethes aeneus, 683 nucleotides. Lineage: Eukaryota; Metazoa; Arthropoda; Insecta; Coleoptera; Nitidulidae. The record is from the annotation of a GenBank genome assembly.